CUGUUUUAGAAGCCUGAAUGAACAGCAUCGCAAGGAAAACAUCGCUUGACGACUUGUGCUGACAGGGUAAUGGAGACUCCAGAAGUGGUGGUUCGCGCGGUCGACGGAGAAGUCGAGGCAAUGGAUGUUGAGGUUCCCAAUGUUGAGAUGGACUUACUAUGGAAAACGCAAAAAGCAGUCGAAAUGGAACGCGCUCUAACGGCGACGAUGCGCAAGGUGGAACCCUGGCUACGCUCGAGCAAGGUGAAUCCCAAUCAGCCGCGUGUCCGCCCUAUUCCCACGAGUAUGGAGCAGGUGCAUCAAGUAUUGGCGGUCGCUCGAAACCUGGCGUCACGAACUUCUGCUCCAGCGGGAUGGAACCCGAAUGCUCCCGUCGUUGGCUUUACCACUCCCAAUCCGCUACCGCACCAGCUACGCGGGGGUGCCUUGGCUGCUCUGCAACUGGAGCGUGCCCGGCAAUCGGAACGCGACAAGAAACGACAACGAGAACAACAGAAAAGCGCGGAACUAGAACAGGCUGCCGCGGCUGCGGCAGCCAGAGCAGAACAGGAACACCAACGCCAAUUACCGAGCGAAUUGAACGAUCCGACUACCGGCAGAGAUCCCAAACGACGAGAAGUUGCGCAUCACGAAGUUGAAAUAAGACCGACUUCUAGUCGACCACCAGCAUCGGCUUUAGACAUUGCAUCCAGGCCAGCGCCACCCCAGGUUGAUGUGUCUAUGAAUCUGAGUGACAGUAGCAGCGAAGACGAUGACGAUUAA
This is a messenger RNA of Phaeodactylum tricornutum CCAP 1055/1, 762 nucleotides long. RefSeq lists its product with no specific name. Gene Ontology annotation, biological process: regulation of transcription by RNA polymerase II. Gene Ontology annotation, cellular component: mediator complex. The transcript has a single exon. Lineage: Eukaryota; Bacillariophyta; Bacillariophyceae; Surirellales; Neidiaceae. The record is from RefSeq and is a predicted model, not a curated record. The coding region runs from base 70 to 762 and encodes 230 amino acids. Gene Ontology annotation, molecular function: transcription coregulator activity.